GCCCAGGAUGCCAGCGUGUUCGCAAACUUCGGCAUGGGCUCUUAUUAUUUUGGAAGUUCUCUGCAGACGGACACAGCGUUCCCUUCGGCACAGCAAGGCGGCCUUUCACUCACACUGCAGUGGCCGUUUUUCCCAAAGUGUAGCGUUUAGCCGUGAAAUAAAACCAUUCACUUCCAGACUCGGUUCAAGAGCUGACGUUCAGGUGUCCAGACAAAUAAUCAUGUCGUCCACCGCGAUGUCUCAGAGGAUGGUUUGGGUGGACCUCGAGAUGACAGGUCUGGACAUUGAGAAGGACCAGAUCAUUGAGAUGGCCUGCAUUAUCACAGACUCUGACCUGAACAUGUUGGCUGAGGGUCCCAACUUGAUCAUUAACCAGCCAAACGAGCUGCUGGAAGGGAUGUCAGAGUGGUGUAAAGAGCAUCAUGGAAAGUCAGGACUUACACAGGCUGUAAAGGACAGUAAAAUCACCCUGGAACAAGCGGAGUAUGAGUUCCUGUCCUUCGUUAGACAGCACACCCCACCUGGACAGUGUCCCCUUGCCGGUAACUCUGUGCAUGCGGACAAGAGGUUCCUGGACAAGUACAUGCCACAGUUUAUGUGUCACCUUCACUACAGAAUCGUUGAUGUUAGCACCAUUAAGGAGCUUUGCAGACGGUGGUUUCCAGAGGAAUACAAAAUGGUGCCUCACAAGAAAGCAGCCCACAGAGCCUUGGAUGACAUCCUGGAGAGCAUUAAAGAGCUGCAGUACUACAGAGCCAACGUCUUCAAGGCCUCAGAUGAGAAGAAGCCCAAGUUUGUGGAAAACCAAGGCAGCAGUAACAGUUAACACUUUUGAAGGAGGCUAUGGAACCUUCACUGUUGUGUUCCCUUAUUUCUUCAAGAAAGCAGUUUUCCCAAUCAAUUCAAUUUAUGUGCUCGUUUUCAUUGAUUAAUUUUAAUUUAUAUUUAGCUGCCCAAUGAUCCUUUGUUAAAGUAUUAGCCUUGAGUUAAAUGAAGAAGUUUCAUCAAGGGAAGCAAGAUUCAUAUAUAGAAGUUGUGAAUGCAUCAGGUUUUCAUUAAAAUUACAUGAAACUGGAAAA
This is a messenger RNA of Cyclopterus lumpus (lumpfish), 1079 nucleotides long. RefSeq names its product small fragment nuclease (gene rexo2). Bases 8 to 826 code for a protein of 272 amino acids. The transcript has 7 exons. Gene Ontology annotation, cellular component: mitochondrion. Gene Ontology annotation, molecular function: 3'-5'-RNA exonuclease activity; nucleic acid binding. The record is from RefSeq and is a predicted model, not a curated record. NCBI's taxonomy places the organism in Eukaryota, Metazoa, Chordata, Actinopteri, Perciformes, Cyclopteridae.